This is a messenger RNA of Moneuplotes crassus, 790 nucleotides long. The record is from the annotation of a GenBank genome assembly. NCBI's taxonomy places the organism in Eukaryota, Ciliophora, Spirotrichea, Euplotida, Euplotidae.
GGGAGGUUAGACACAGUGCCAGCCCUACAAGCUAAUUAUUAAUGUCUGUAUUUUUCAAAGUUAAUUUUACGAUUGGUUUAAACUGAGAGCUCACUCCAAAGCGAAUACGUUUUUCAAUGAACUCCUCCCAUGGAAAUUCAAAAUGUUGAUGCUUUACAAUAAAGGAGAUGAUAACCUUCAUCUCUAGAAGAGUGAAGGCUUGGCCUUGGCACUUAUUGAGGUCAUGCCCAAAGUAUCUAGUCAAGAGUUAUGCCUCUCACCUACAAACUCGUAGGGAUAAAGCCAUAUCUGAUAACUUGUCUCUUGUUAAGAAGGACUCCACAGAUUUGGAUGUAUUUAUCACAUUGGUACGCAAAUAAAUUAGUGAAGACUGAGUCCUAUCUCAGACUUUUUGAAGACACAUACAAUGAUCGCACUAGUUCUUGAAUCAUUUCAUCCAGAAGAAAAGUCAAGCUCAAGUCUCAUACUUUAGCAAGAAAGUUCCUCAUAUGCCAAGGAGAUUUCAGGUACAGAUUUGUCAGAAUUAUAAUCAAUCCUAGGUCAAAAUUUGUAAAAUUUCUUGCUUAGCAGUCAUGACUAGAUUUCUCAAGUCCAGAUGAGGUAAUCUGGUCUCACUAAAAAGUACCAGAUUCAAGAUUUCUCAAUAUGUAAGAAGUGAAAUAUUCAUCUUGGAAAGCUUAGCUUCUUCAGGUUGUGCAUUGCUUAGUUGACUUCUUACCCUCUGUGUGAUAAAUCUUGGUAGUGAUACAUUUAGUGAUGCAUUAGAGACUAUAUCUCAGUUUGUAGUCUU